This is a messenger RNA of Protopolystoma xenopodis, 258 nucleotides long. The record is from the annotation of a GenBank genome assembly. NCBI's taxonomy places the organism in Eukaryota, Metazoa, Platyhelminthes, Monogenea, Polystomatidea, Polystomatidae.
AUGGAUACCUUCUUGUUGUCGGCUCACGACGGUCACCGGCACUCCGUCGGCGCUGUACCGCCUCCGGACAUGCGGAUUGGUCACGAUGCCCAGACCGUAGACGCGUUGACCCGUAAACUGGUUGUCCCUGGUCUGGCAGGUCGUCGUUGGGGGCAAGGCAUCAGGAGCCGAGGAGGUGGUGGUCUGCGACAGUCUGGCCCUCUCCAGACGAGGCACGAAGCCUCCAAUUCUAAAAUUAGGUGGCAACAAAGGCAAUGA